CUGAUGCAUGCUAAAAAAAAAAAACACACACACACCCACAAUAACUAAACUGUAAAGGUCUCUCUAAAGGUCCUUUGUGUGUUUCUUUCCUCUGGUGGACAAAACUUUAACGACUGUAGUUAUUGAAUAGGGUAAAAUAUGAAGAGCUCUUUGAAAAUCUGUCGGUAAUUUAGGCUCAAAGGUUUAGCUAAGUAGCUAAUGUGCAGUCACGUGGUUCUGCCCGGUUUACGUGCGGUGAACUUUCUACUUUGAAAUAUGAGUAAAAACAGCAGUAAUGUUGAUGAACCUGAGUGGACCAGAGAAGACCUGCAGGCGCUUUGUGCUGCACUGAAAACCAGCAUCCCAGAAAACGAAAAGUGUAGCAUAUACACCAAAGGACUGAAAGCUGUGGACUGGAAUAAGGUGGCUUUCGCCCCUUUCUCUCCCGAGGCAUGCCUAGGAAAGUGGACAGAGAUUUUGUCGAGGAUGCGCAAGAUGCGGACCCUUGCAGAGAUUGUGGAUGAAGCUGAAGACGCCCUUUCUAACCCUGUCAAGAAGAAAAGCAUCUCAAAGAUCUACCCAGAUCUCCCGAAGAGACCAAGCCCUCCAAAUGCUGUCUUUUAUGAAGAGAACCGUGCCAAGUAUCAGGAGAAGCACCCACAGAUGAGAAGCCAGAAGGUAUUGAGGGCCCUAAACAAGAAGUUCAAAAAUCUCUCACGUGAAGAGAAGGCUCUGUAUACGGAGAAAUACAAGCUUGCAGCUGAAGAAUACUGGACAAAGAUGCAGGAGUUCAGGGAAAAAAAUCAGUUACCUCCCAUGCCAAAAAGAAGCUGCAAGAGGAAGAGGGUCUUAGAAGACAACACAGAUGAUGAAGAGCACAUUGAAGGUGAACAUGGUAUUCCUCCCAAGCCUCCUGUAAAUGGCUACAAUCUGUUUUGCAAAGAGCAAGCGGCAUCUAUUGAGGGGGACACUGGAAAAAACAACGUGACUGUGUGGGCUCAGCGAUGGCGAGAUUUGACUGAGAAGCAGAGGGGCGAUUACAGAGAACGCUGCAGUGAGUUGAGGAGGGAGUUCUCAGUCAAGCUGGAGGACUAUCUAAAGGGAUUUGACACGGAAAAGCAGGAGCAGAUCCUUGAAAAGCACGGCAUCAAAAGACCCAAGGUUUCUGAGGUUAAAACAGUAAAGAGGAGUGUGAAGACAUUUCAAGGCGAGCCCAAGAUGCCCUCUCGAUCUGGUAAUGCCAUUUUCACCAAAAAGCAAAUGGAACUUCUUAAGGAGAAAUCAUCAUCAAGUUCAAAGGAGCUCUUCAGCACAGUCAGCCAAAUGUGGAAGGACCUCCCGACAAAGGAGAAGGAUCGCUACAAAGUGAAGGUGGAUGACAAUAUGAGACUAUAUGCAAAGGAGCUGCAGAAGUGGUUCAAGAAAUUGACGCCAGCGGAGCAGCAAGACUACCUGUUGGUUAACCCCAGUAAAGGUAAAUACCUUAAUGUCGUCAAAAAAGUUCCUUACCGUAAAGAUCCCUCCCACAGACCAUCAGAUUCAGAAGACGAAAACAUUGAAAGCAGCAGCAGCAGUGAUGAAGAAGUGAUCGUUCUGGAGGGUGAGGAGCUGAAGGGAGGAGAUGACAACAUGUUUGAUUUAUAUUUAUGUUAAAAAGGACCGACAGCAUGGGUGACAUUCACACAUCGACCUCAGAUUGGGAUUUUCCGCAUGUAAGACAUUAGACGAUGGCUGAAUCAAAUGCUACAUUUAAUGACAGCAGUGAGGAUGCCACCAUCAGUCCUCCCAUGCAAAGUACAAAUUGGAAUUUCCCAGAGCCUCAAGGACAACAUGAGCUUUAGGUUUCCCAAUUUGUGGGUGUUCGUUUGGCAAUAUCAACUGAUGUGACUGUAGACCUUUAAUCCCUGGAGCACCUGGUUUUAAAUAUCUACGGCCUUAUUUUGUUAUCACAGGAUUUUCAUUCUUCACUUUCUAUAAAAAAUCUUUCUCAAAAUGUCCAGAACUGUUUUUACUUUGAAAAAAAGCUGUGCGUUUGUGGUUCUAUUAUAAGAAACUCAUUGGGAGAGAUUUGUUUUAAAGGAUUGUUGUGAUUAUAGGAUUCCUCUGCUAAUAUCUAAAUUCAGGGCCUUCAUUAUUUCAUAAUCAGAAUCAUUUUUUACUGCAGAGUUCAUCUACACAUACAAGGAAUUUGACUUGGUGUUUUCCAACCUACAUGUCCUUAAAUGGUCUUAAUCCCCUUUUUUUACGUGCAAUUUUAUCAAAGCAAUCCUGAAUAUAUUUAAUAAAUGUAUUAAUUAAGA
This is a messenger RNA of Labrus mixtus (cuckoo wrasse), 2279 nucleotides long. Its product is annotated as nucleolar transcription factor 1-like. The record is from RefSeq and is a predicted model, not a curated record. The coding region runs from base 256 to 1632 and encodes 458 amino acids. NCBI's taxonomy places the organism in Eukaryota, Metazoa, Chordata, Actinopteri, Labriformes, Labridae. The transcript is spliced from 16 exons.